AAAGCAGCGCUGGACAGAGGGCGGGAUUUCAACUUUCCAAAACGGCUGGGACAUUUAGUUUAGUCCGUUCUGCUCCCAGUAGCCGGACUGUCAGUUGUACUUUAUGCGUGUGCUUGCCAGAAGUUUAUCUUGUAUAUGUUGUCUAGCCACAUCGGAAAAACUCUAGGCUUUUAGUUUAACCCAGACAAAAGCUUCAGGGGUUUGAUCGCCACUGCGCAAACUCUUAUCCCAAAACAAAGACUUGCCAUUUGAAUGAGAAGUGCACUUUUAGUGGAAAUGCACUAAUGAUCUGUUACUGUGGCAAACUUUGACUGAAGGGUUGACUUUUGCAAGGACAUGGAGUAGCUCUGCACUCCUGCCUGACUGGGAAUAAACCCUACACAGUGAGAUGCUUUGAGCAACACUGAAUCAUCCCCUGGAAAAUAACCUGCAAGUCCAACUUUUUCUCCAGUAUUCCGAGUAGUGAAGCUGAAUUGUGAGCUGUUUUUCUAAAUCCAGACACAAGUAGCUGUGCUGUAUCAGGAUGGAUGCGUUAGAGACUCUGUCUGGCUCUGCACUGGAAUCUAAAGCAGAGCGCAUCGCACGCUACAAGGCAGAGAGGCGGCGUGAGUUGGCGGAGCGAUAUGCCAACCUGGAGGACAUCACCUCCAAAUACACCAGGAGGGAGAGACAUCAAGACAACAUAGAUGCUCCAGACACAGGCCCUAGCACAGCACAGAAGCCCAAAGAGGUCACUGUCCGUACACAAAGUCAGCCUGCAGAAGCUAACGACAGGGAGGGCGGAGAGAGCGAGAAAGAAGUGCAGAGUGAAAUUAACAAGAAACAUGGACCUGCAAGCAGAUCCCGGCUCGGUCUGCUGAGCACAGAGGAAGUCAAACCACCACAGGCUGAUGAUAAAGAAGCUGACAGCUUUAAGACAAGUGCGUCAGCAGGGAUGUCUCGCAGUAACAAUUCAACGACAGCUGAUAUCUCGUCCAGCUCAAAGACCAUCUUAGAGGAAGCCAUACAGGAGGAUCGUCAUGCCAACAGACUAACAGAGCUAGUCAGCACUCAGGACAGGCCAGCUAAAGCCAGUCAGUCCUUGCUGUCUUCAUCAGCUGAUGAAGAGGAGCCAGAUGGAGAGAAGGGCAGUGAGAAGAUGGAAGCAAAGGAUGAAGCGGAAAAGGAUUCAGUCAGUGAGAGACCGUUUGCUCUGAUUAUUGAGGAGCCCCACUCAAUCCCCACUCCAACUGUGAAGGUUGAGGAGCAGGAGCCUAAGGUGCUUGCAGCAGGCUUGUUAAGGCAGGACUCUGGUUCAUGUGGCCUCAGGGGCAUCCUAAAGAAGAGCCGCUCUGCAAGCCUGGAGGCUGAGCCUGCGCCAGAGAGAAGCGAAGCUCAAGGCAAAGAUAGUGAAGAGAAGCAGCAGGAGGAAAGAACAGAAGAGAUAGAAGAAGAGACAAAGGUGAAUGGUGGGAUAAAGGUCAGGCAGAGGGGAAACAGCAGCUCUAGCGAUGCUCCCCGAUCACCAUCUCUGUGUACUUCUGAGGACAGCGAGGAGCUGGACAGCAGUCUGGAUGGCAGCAUGAGCUCCUCUUUCAACCAGAGGCUUGCUGAGCUGACAGGUAGUGAUGAAGAUUGGCGCAGUAAGUUGAAGAAAUCCAAAGCCAGCGAUUUGGUCCAGACGUCCUUGGCCGACCGCUUCAACCAGCUGCAGGGCUCUGAGAACGCCUGGAAGAAGAAGAAAUCUUCAACCGAAGUGGAGACAAAAAUGUCCUUAUCCCAGCGGAUGAAGAUCCUGCAGGAGAAGGAAGAGCAGUGGAAAACUAAAGGGAAAGGAGCUGCCAACGACUCCACACAGUUCUCUGUGGCUGGACGCAUGGCCAAGAGAGGUCUUGUAUCCCCCACUAGAGAUGAUGUGCCUGUUAUCCUCAGCAAGAAAGCAAGCCACAGCACACCAGUCAAGCCUUUAGAAGAGAUCUCCACUCGACCUGACGCUGAGGGCGACAUGCGGCUUGACAAACUGGAGUCCUUUUUAGACAAACUUCACAGUAAAGGUGUAAGCAGUAAACCUUCUACCAUCGAGGUGACGGAGGAGAAGGAGAAGGAGGUGAUGACCCUGGAUGAUGACGAGACAUUUCAGCGCUUUUUUAAGUCUCCCAUGCCCAUGUCCCCCACAUCACAGACCUCAAAUUUGAUUCUGGAUAAAGAGGAGGAUUUCAGUGUUGUCCUGUUUGACUCUCCAAAGUUAACCACAUCAGUAGCAGAGCACAGGCGGUCAGUGAGGCCUUCCCGCAACACAAAAGGCUCAAGGAACCCUCUACGUGCCCUGGCAGCUCGAGCCGACCUGAGACAGGCUUACACUGAGCAGAGACUCAACGUAGCAACUGUGGAGGCCAAGAGGAUCCAAGUAGAGAGAAUGGCUAAACACUCAAAGAUGGCUGGUUGUGCCUUGGCCGGAUUGGCAAGUAAAGAAAACUUCAGGAAUGUAAACCUACGAAGUGUUAAGUCCACUGAAGUGGUGACCAACAACAGCGCAGUUCCUUUUCACAAGCUCAUGCUCAUCCACAUCAAAGGGCGCAGACACGUUCAGGUGCGUCUGGUGGAGCCCACAGCCCUCUCUCUAAACAGCGGUGAUUGUUUUCUGCUAAUUACCCCAAAUCACUGCUUCCUGUGGUGUGGGGAAUUUGCCAACGUUAUCGAGAAGGCCAAGGGCUCAGAGAUGGCACAGUAUGUCCAGGCUAAGAGAGACCUCGGCUGUAAAGCCCCUCAGGUCACGGUUCUGGAGGAGGGCAUCAACACAAGCAGCCGCACUGCCAAGGAUUUCUGGAACCUUCUUGGAGGACAGACAGAAUAUAGAGCUGCCGGGGAUCCUGAUGAAGAUGAACUGUAUGAGAGUGGUAUUUUGGAGUCGAACGCUAUCUAUAGGGUGGUAGAAGACAAGUUAGUGCCUUAUGAGGAAGCCUGGGCCUCCAUCCCCAGUGUGACUCUACUGAACUCCAAAGAGGCUUUGGUGUUUGAUUUUGGCAGCGAGGUGUAUGUGUGGACAGGGAAGGAUGUGGCCCUGAGUGACAGGAAGGUGGCAGUGCAGCUGGGCAAACAGCUCUGGAGUGGAACCUAUGAUUACAGCACCUGCAGGGUCAACCCCCUGGACUCUUCCUCCUCCAAUAAGGAUCUCCCUCAACAAGGUGAGGGCAGGCCGAGUUGGGCUCUGUUUGGAAGGCUUUCAGAGCAUAAUGAGACAGCACUGUUCAGGGAGAAGUUUCUGGACUGGGCCGAGCGCAAACCCAUGAAAGAUGAGCCAGCAGUGGGGGAGGUGAAGAGUCCAGUACAGCAACACUUCACUGCCACUCAGGACUCGGACCUGAAGCCGUGUGACGUAAAGGCAUUGCUGGAUGGAGGUGACAUUCCUCUAAAGAUGGCUUUAGAGGGUGUAGAUGUGCAGAGAGGUUAUGGUUUAGUCAGUACAGAAGACGGACGACAGGCUCAGUUAGCCACGGUGGCAGUAGAUGCCUGGCAUAUUCGCGAGUUUGAUGAUUUUGAGAUCCCGGCCGAGAGCGUGGGUCAGCUGCACGAGGGUGACACCUACGUCAUCCGCUGGAAGUACUCCAUCACCAGUGUGGUGGGUAAAAGACAGAAGCCUGGUGAACUGAGUGCCUCAGGUCCUGGCAGAGAGCGCAUUGCUUGCUUCUUCUGGCAGGGCCGUCAGUCAAGUGUGAGUGGGCGGGGCACCUCAGCACUCAUGACGGUGGAGCUGGGAAACCAGCGGGGAUCACAAGUACUCGUCACACAGGGCAAAGAGCCACCCUGCUUCCUCCAGCUCUUCAACGGAGGAUUAGUUAUCCACCGAGGCUCCAGAGAGGACAGUGGAAAAAACACAGGUGGUUGGAGGAUGUUCUGUAUACGUGGGGAGGUAGUAGUGGAGGCAUCUCUUCUGGAGGUUGAGUGCUGCAGUUCUAGCCUGCGCUCUCGUGGCUGUCUCCUCGUCCUGGGUGUACAACAGGGACAGCUGUACCUGUGGCGUGGCUGCAAGGCUCAGUCAACAACCUACGAUGUGGCCAAAAGGACUGUGGAGCGCCUCACACACACCUGUGCUCCAGAGCUCGGGUUAAACAGCAACACUAAUCUGAAAGUGCAGGAGAUAGAAGAAGGUUCAGAGCCGCAGGAGUUCUGGGAUGCACUCGGCAAGCAGGACAGGAAAGCAUAUGACUGUAUGCUGCAAGAUCCAGGAAAAUACAACUUCACACCUCGUCUUUACCGCCUCAGUGCCAGUUCUGGAACCUUCGAAGGGGAGGAACAACUGAGUCCUUCACGAGUGCUGGGUUCUGUGAUGGCGAUGCCGUUCCUGCAGGAGAACCUUUAUUCCACACCUCAACCAGCUCUGUUUCUGCUGGAUAACAGGAUGGAAGUGUACCUGUGGCAAGGCCAGCAGCCAGAGGAUGCAGAGUGCACAGGUUCUGCUAAGAUCCGCUGGGACAACGAAAGGAAGUGUGCCAUGGAGUCUACGCUGCAUUACUGCAAAGCAAAGAACUCCAGGCGACCCCCACCGGCUUAUCUAAUCUUGGCUGGAGCUGAGCCCCUUACAUUUACUAACAUCUUCCCAUACUGGGAGAAAGAUCCCAGCAUCAGAAUGCAGGGUAUGAGGAAUAAGGUAAUCCUUGUGGACGAUGCUCUGUCCAAGCUGAGCAAGAAUCAGUACUCUCUGGAGGAGCUGACCACCAGACCGCUGCCUGAAGGAGUGGAUCCUCUGCGCCUUGAGCUCUACCUGUCUGAUGAAGACUUCCAGACGGCUCUGGAGAUGACGCGAGAAGAGUUCAGUGUGCUCCCCAACUGGAAACAGCUGAAACUAAAGAAGAGCAAAGGCCUCUUUUAGAUUUGUAAUGGAUAUUUCAAAAAAGGAAGGACAGAUGCGUUGUGUGUUGAUGUGGGAAACCAGUCCAAUGUAUAGUACCAAAUGUACAGUCUGAACUUUUUUUUACACAAUGAACUGACCCGGCAAUUUUGUAGAGAAUUUUUCUAAAUGGCAAUUAUUGUAGCAAACUAGCUUUAUACAUGAGUUGAAUGGGCUUUCUAUUGAUAUAUACCAUAAAAUGGAUAAAAAACAUAAAUUGACAAUUUAUUGUCAGUAUAUUAACUUGUGUCUGAUUAAUUACGUACAAGCGUGAUUUUUUCUUUUUUUUUUUCUUUUGGGUUGCCAAUACAAGUCUUUAUUUUAAAGAAAAGACCAGCUUACUAAGACCCAUAACAUUAUCGUGUAACACAUUUGCUCUCAUUAGUUGUUUGCAAAAUGGAAAGUCAUAUAGAUGUUCACCUGUGUGCAGUUCUGCAUUUUGACAGUGUUAUAUGUGGAGUUUGGGCUCUAAUACUGUGGCUAUACUACCUAUGUUAAAGAAAAUAACGAUUUUGUAAUUGAAUACAAUGUGCAGUUUAUGGAAUAUUACACAGUAUGUGCUUUGUUUCAAAUUAGACCGUUUCUGUUUUAACCACUAGGUGUCAGGCUUGAUUACAUUCAAGAGACCACUGGGUCAUUAAAACAUACAGUUUACAGACGUUGGGCAUGACCAUGUGUUAUAACGUCCUAAAGUCUUGCUUUGUGUUUAGUGUAAAUCUGUAAUAUUAAUGUGUGAUGAAUGAAUGAGUUAUUGUUGCUAACAUUCCCUCAGUUAUGUAAAAGCAGUACUUGUCUCAGUGCAAUUUAUAACGUUUUUUUUUGUUGUUUAGAAAUAACAAGGUUUCUUUUCAGUUUGAUUUAAGGCAUGACAAAGAGAUCAGAUUAGUAUGUUGGUGGCUUUUGAUCGAAACAGGUAGCUAUGGGAAGCUAUAAGCACAUUUAAAAGUACAUGAAAAAGUAAAGGCGUAUUGUUGUUUUAUUUUUAUUUUAUAGCCAGACAUAUGUAUUAAAUACACAUAAAAAACAAAACACUUUUUUUUUUCCAUUCCAACCAGGUCUAACAUAAGAUUAAAUUACACAAUAAAAACAACUCAUCUAUGAGAUUUUGUUUUUGGACACAGGAAAAAGAAUAAAAAACAAGUAGAAGAAAAACGUCCAGGUACAAUAGUUAUGGGUAGCUGUGUGAAGCUAUUAGCACAUGUAUACGCACAUGUGUAUUUCAAUGACAAUACACUCACACAUGAAGUCUAGGGUUACUGGUCGAUGCUUAAACAUAAUCUUAACAUAAAGGUUUCUCAGAGUCGUUCAGACUGUAAUCUGGUAGAAGAGACUCGUUGUGUGGGAAGACGUCGUUAUGGGAAGUCUGGGAAACUGAAUAGCGAUUAGAGCGUGAUUGCCUGUAGAGAAAUUGUCGAGUCUGUAAUGAACGCUGUAGUGUGAGGAGAAAGGAGAUCACAUGAGGUAAAUUCAGUAGGUGCGGAACAAUCGAAUAACACAAUGACACAAAGUGUGAAGGUGAUCCAAUGGCAGGAUUCAGUGAUUCUCUGUCAUCUCUUUUUUCUCAAUUCCUAUCUCAGUUCUAUCCUUUACAUGGUUACAUUCAUUAUCUUUAAUUAAAGCUGUGCAUUAUC
Tachysurus vachellii is the source of this 6498-nucleotide messenger RNA. RefSeq names its product supervillin d (gene svild). Gene Ontology annotation, cellular component: actin cytoskeleton; cytoplasm. NCBI's taxonomy places the organism in Eukaryota, Metazoa, Chordata, Actinopteri, Siluriformes, Bagridae. The record is from RefSeq and is a predicted model, not a curated record. Gene Ontology annotation, biological process: barbed-end actin filament capping; actin filament severing; cytoskeleton organization. The coding region runs from base 524 to 4849 and encodes 1441 amino acids. The transcript has 28 exons. Gene Ontology annotation, molecular function: actin filament binding; phosphatidylinositol-4,5-bisphosphate binding.